This is a messenger RNA of Peromyscus maniculatus bairdii (prairie deer mouse), 2560 nucleotides long. The record is from RefSeq and is a predicted model, not a curated record. NCBI's taxonomy places the organism in Eukaryota, Metazoa, Chordata, Mammalia, Rodentia, Cricetidae.
CAGCACUGGCGUGGACCCGACCUUCUGUGCUGGGCAGACUGCCCAGCUCUCUGGAAGCUCGCCCUGAGCUGGGGAGCCCCAAACCCAGGGACCCACAGGGCCCCUCCCCCACGGUGUUCCUUUCCCAAGCCCUCUGCUCCCAACCCGUGCUGUCCCAGCAGGCUACUUCCUGUCCUCUCUUUGGGAGCCGCCCAGGUCUCUGCCCCUGAAGGAGGGCAGCAAAAGUGGCCCGGAAGCAGAGGCUCCAGGACGCUGAGGGGCAGAAGCCAGAGCCUCAGGGAGAAGUUGCAGCUCUCCUCCCGUCCUUUGCACAAGCAGACUGGGCCCCUGCAUCUGACCCUGGAAGGAAGAACCUCUUGAGAUGUCUUCCAGUAAUGACCCUGGUACAAUCCCGAUGAUAGAAAGAAAUCCCAGUGACCUUCCUGGAAUGGACACCAGUGACCCAGACACAUUGACUGGAGAGGCUGUGUUGAGUUUUCAUAACAUCAGCUAUCGAGAGACAGUGCAGAGUGACUUUCCAUUUCAUAAAAAAACACGUGUAAUAGAAAGACUAUCUAAGAUCAGUGGAAUCAUGAGACCUGGCCUCAAUGCCAUCAUGGGACCUGAAGAUGGGAGCAGAUCUUGGUUACUAGAUGUCUUAGCUGCAAGGAAAGAUCCACGUGGAUUAUCAGGAGAUAUUUUGAUAAAUGGGAAACCUCGACCUGCUAAUUUCAAAUGUACUUCUGGUUAUGUACCACAAAAUGACGUGGUGAUGUACACAGUGACUGUGAGAGAAAAUAUAGAGUUCUCAGCAGCUCUUCGACUCCCAAUGACUGUAACUAGAGAUGAAAGAAGAAGACGAAUUGAUGAGGUCCUUGAACUUCUGCAUCUGGAUAAAGUGGCAAAUGUUAAGCCUAGAUCUAAGGAGCUCAGGAAAAGGACCAGUAUAGCAAUGGAGCUGGUCACCGAGCAUCCCAUUCUGUUCUUGGAUGAUCCCACCACUGGCUUAGACUUGGUAACUACAACAGAUGUCAUCUCGGUCCUGAUAAGGAUAUCUAUGAGGGGACAGACAGUCAUCUUCUCCAUUAAUCAGGCUCAGUACUCCAUCUUCAGAUUUUUUGAUAGCCUCACCUUAGUGGCCUCAGGAAAAGUCAUGUAUCAUGGGCCUUCACAAGAAGCAUUGGAGUACUUCAAAUCCGCAGGUUACGAAUAUGAUUCCCACAACAACCCUGCAGACUUCUUCCUGGACAUCAUUAAUGGAGGUUUCUCAGCUAUAUUAGACACAGAGGAAGAAGGCCAUGAUGCUGACAAGUACAAAGAGCUUUCUGGGAGACAGCACCAAGUCACAGAAAAAUUAGCCAACAUGUAUGCCCAGUCCUCCUUAUACAGAGAAAUGAGAACUGAACUGGAUCCACUCUUGGGGGAACAGAGGACAGGGAGGAGCUCAGCCGUGGAGGAGAUCACGUGUGUCACCCCUUUCUGGCAUCAACUCAGAUGGAAUAUCUUUCAUUUAUUCAAAAAUUACUAUGGUUUUCCAGAUGUCACUAUGAAUCAGGCAGUUAUCACAGCCAUAAUCUCUGUGAUUGUGGGUACCACUUUCUGUGUCCUAAGAAAUGAAUGUAAUGAAGUCCAGAUCAGAGCUGGCCUGCUCUUUUUCUUCACAGUCUUCCAGACCAUCACAAGUGUGUCUGCCAGGGAGCUCUUUGAGAUUGACAGGGACCGCUUUCUACAUGAGCAUACCAGUGGAUACUACAGAGUGUUACCAUAUUUCCUUGGGAAAUUGCUGGCUGAGCUGGUACCCAGGAGGUUAUUACCAAGUAUUAUAUUUACUGUUAUAGUAUUCAGCAUAGCAGGAGUGGAAACAGAUGUGAAGGGUUUCUUCGCUAUGUUUUUUACCAUCAUGAUGCUGGCUUAUUCAGCCAGUUCCCUGCCACUGUCUAUAGGGGCAGGGGAGAAAGCAGAAGCUGUACCAACAGUACUUGUGGUCAUCUACUUUAUGUUCAUGCUGAUUCUUAAAUGCAUAUAAAAUGCUUUGAUGAAUUCCAUGUCAUUUUCUCCUUCCCAAAUCCUUCCUUGUGGAAUUUUGAAUGAGAAAUGUCCCCUAAGGCUCAGGGACUUGAACACUUGGUUUGCAGUUGGUAGUAUUGUUGGAGAGGUUGAGACUUGAUGGAGAAAGUCUGACCCUGUGCGAUGGGAGGGGUUUUGAGCCUUUCCCCUGUAAUCUUAAUCUGUACCCCUUAAUAAAAGGGGAGUGGGAAUAUACCAGUGAAUUCUGCAGUGAAGAUGUAGUGGCCACUGGAGCCUGUUCAGAGCUGGGCAGGAGUCAGUGGGCCAAAGGUCACUGAACUCACUGCAAAGCAGGCUUCCUCCGUGGGAUCUGGAACAUAUUGGCUCAUGAGUUUGUGCAGACUCUGGGUCCUUGGCUUAGGCAGCAGAAUGCAGGAGGGGCCAGCCCCUCUCCCUCUCCCAACAGGUUUUGUUUUCUCAGGGUUAUGGAUAAUUGUCAUCUGUUAGAGUUUCAUUAUAAGUUUUAAUAGGGUUGAGGGUGGAACAAUAAAGUUUAGACUCAGGAAUCUCUUUU